AUGCAGGACAGAACUUUCAAGAGCCACCUGAGGGUUACCAGAGAGCAAUUUCACCUACUCUGUGAUCAACUGAGGCAGCAUGGCUUGACAGAUGACAACUCAACAGGAGGUCCAGCCAGAAUCCCUGUGCAGAAAAAAGUGGUGAUGGUGCUCUGGUAUCUGGCAAACCAAAACUGUUUUCGUGAGCUGGCAGAUAAAUUUGAUGUGAGUCAGGGAGCAGCCCAUAAUGUCAUAAUGAAAAUGCUUGACCGAAUCUGUGCCAUUGCAGAACACCACAUUGUCUGGCCAAAUGACUGCCAGAAGGCAGUCCAAGCAGCCUUAUUCAAAAGGCUGUGUGGAAUAGAUGGGAUAGUGGGAGCAAUUGAUGGAUGUCAUAUUAGAAUCCAGCGACCACCUGUUAGGGGGGGGGAUUAUUUAAACAGGAAGGCCUACUAUUCUGUGCUGUUGCAGGGCAUUGUUGACGACCAGGGGAGGUUCAUAGAUAUUUUUGCUGGGCCACCUGGAAGAGUACAUGAUGCACGCAUGCUGAGGCUAUCCCCAUUCUUCGCAGAUCAUGUACAGAAGUUAGGAGACUACAAAUUACUGGGGGAUGGUGCAUACCUUUGCAAUGCCUUCCCCUUCAUUGUCACUCCAAAAAGAGAUAAUGGGGCAUUGGGAGAGGGUGACCUGCGCCGAAAUGGAAUGAUUUGCAGAGGGAGGGUAGUAGUGGAACAGGCAUUUGGCCGCUUGAAGUGCAAGUGGAGACGCCUCCGUGACAUACAAAAUUGUCGCGUGGAUGUGAUCGUGAAAAUAAUUGUAGCAGCUUGUGCACUUCACAAUUUCUGCAUUGGAGAGUCUGAAAUUACAUGUGAUGAGCAUCCCCACGGGUGCCCUCGAGAAGGGGAUGACAAUGAAUAA
Neoarius graeffei (lesser salmon catfish) is the source of this 897-nucleotide messenger RNA. RefSeq lists its product as uncharacterized. The record is from RefSeq and is a predicted model, not a curated record. The transcript has a single exon. Bases 1 to 897 code for a protein of 298 amino acids. NCBI's taxonomy places the organism in Eukaryota, Metazoa, Chordata, Actinopteri, Siluriformes, Ariidae.